Molecule: messenger RNA, 1073 nt
Organism: Hippopotamus amphibius kiboko
Lineage: Eukaryota; Metazoa; Chordata; Mammalia; Artiodactyla; Hippopotamidae
Gene: DNAJB7
Product: DnaJ heat shock protein family (Hsp40) member B7
Exons: 1
Coding region: 96-1028 (310 amino acids)
Biological process (GO): protein refolding; positive regulation of proteasomal ubiquitin-dependent protein catabolic process
Cellular component (GO): cytosol; endoplasmic reticulum membrane
Molecular function (GO): Hsp70 protein binding; ATPase activator activity
Source: RefSeq, a predicted model, not a curated record
AGUCACUGCCUCUACACCACCACCAGCAGAUCCUGAGCUGAGAGGAAACCAGUUUUCACUAUCCAGAGCACCCCUUUCCAACCAUCUGUUACAACAUGAUGGAUUACUAUGAAGUUCUAGGAUUGCAGAGAUAUGCUUCACCUGAGGACAUUAAAAAGGCUUAUCGAAAAGUGGCACUUAAAUGGCACCCUGAUAAAAAUCCAGAAAAUAAAGAAGAGGCCGAGAGAAAAUUCAAAGAAGUUGCUGAGGCAUAUGAGGUAUUAUCAAAUGAUGAAAAACGGGAUAUUUAUGAUAAAUACGGCAAAGAAGGAUUAAGUGGUGGAGGCAGGAGUCAUUCUGAUGAUUCUUCUGAGUAUGGCUUCACAUUCCAUAAGCCAGAUGAUGUCUUUAAAGAAAUUUUUGGUAAAAGGGACCUAUUUUCAUUUCAUUUCUUUGAAGACUCACUUGAAGACCUUUUAAGUAAUCCAAGAAGCUCUUAUGCAACCAGAUACAGAGGUGAAAGAUCUUUCUUCUUUACAUCCAGUGAAUACCCAGUUUUUGAGAGAUUUUCUUCAUAUGAUACAGCAUAUACACCAUAUGGUUCACUGGGCCAGGAGGGCCUCAAUUCAUUCUCUUCCUUGGCAUUUGAUGAUAGCGGGAUGGACAACUACAUAUCUGGUACAACUUCGGGUAAAAUUCUUAGUGGCAGAAAUACCAAUACAAAGAGAAUUAUUGAGAACAAUCAAGAAAGAGACGAAGACGAUGGUGAGUUGAAGCCCUUUUUUUUAAAUGGUAUGGCAGGUGAAGAGGGAUUUGCCGAAGAGUGCAGCUGGAGAAGACAGUCAUCCAACAGUUAUUCACCAGAGUCCUGCAGCCCCAAGCAUGUAUCUCAAUAUACUUUUGUGGACAAUGAUGAGCAAGGUAUGCCUGGGGUCACCAGCAACUGGAAUCCCUCUAUUUUCUCAGCAGGAUUCAAAGAAGGUGGUAAGAGGAAAAAAAAGAAGCAUAAAGAGGUGCAGAGGAAGAAGUCAACUAAAAGGAAUCGUUAAAUUGACUCAUCAGACACAUUAUGUUCAUAUAACAUUUGAACACAA